Erigeron canadensis is the source of this 3729-nucleotide messenger RNA. RefSeq lists its product as uncharacterized. Gene Ontology annotation, biological process: DNA integration; proteolysis. The transcript is spliced from 3 exons. NCBI's taxonomy places the organism in Eukaryota, Viridiplantae, Streptophyta, Magnoliopsida, Asterales, Asteraceae. The record is from RefSeq and is a predicted model, not a curated record. The coding region runs from base 1 to 3729 and encodes 1242 amino acids. Gene Ontology annotation, molecular function: zinc ion binding; nucleic acid binding; aspartic-type endopeptidase activity.
AUGGUUAGACCGAAGAGAGUCGUGAGAAAUCCCCGAUGUCAAGAUGAACAAGAGGCAAAUGUAGGUGGACGUGGUGGUAGGGGAGGACGUGUUGGUAGAGGAGGUCGUGGUGGCCGAGGUGGCAGGGGUGGUGCAAACCCUCGGAUAUCAACCGAGGUUAUCACUCAAGCCCUAAAUGAUCUCAUGCCGGAUUUAGUGGCCCGAAUCCAAACGGCCAUGGAAGCUGGAGGCCCCCAAGGAGAACUGGAAAAUGAAGCGGUUCACAAUGAAAAUGAGAAUGAGAAUGAAAAUGAAAAUGAAGGCGAAGACGAGAAUGAAGAUGGGGAUGGGGAGAAUAAUGAAUGUGAAGGCUUUGUGAGACCAAGGGGUCACGAUGUUUACCAACAAGGGUGUUUGUUUAAAGACUUUAAGCAAUGUGGGGCUCCGGAGUUUCACGGGGAUAGUGGUGCUACGGGUUGUCUAGAGUGGUUGGAGGCGAUUGAAGCAAUCAUUGUCCGAAGUGGUUGUGCUUACCACCAACGAAUUACUUAUGCCACCGGUAUGUUGAAGAGUGGUGCUCUUGAAUGGUGGAACGAGGAGGUUGUUGAAUUGGGGAUUGAAGGGGCUAACAAUCUACUUUGGGGAGAGUUCAAAGACUUGAUGAUCGCUAAAUAUUGUCCGGCACAUGAAAUGAGAAACUUGCAAGUGGAAUUCUCUAAACUUGCCAUGAAGGGAGGAGACUAUGAGGGUUACACUCGCCGAUUUGGCCAACUCUCUAGGCUCAUUCCCCACUAUGUGAGUCCCCCAAGUGUGAAGAUUGAAAAGUAUGUUGCGGGGUUGCCUCAUGAAGUGAGGAUGCUUGUUUCUCACCCCACCAUGCCUUCGACAUACAAAGAGGCAACCACCCGCACCGCUAGUGUGACCUUGGAGCUUAUUAGGGGUGGUAAAUUGAGCAAGAAUGACAACAAAAGGAAAGAGGUGGCCGAGUCAAGCGACACCAAGAAAGAUGAUAGGCGUGACAAUAAGCGCUAUGGUCGUGGUGGAAAGGUUUUCGCGGCGGUUGUGCCAGCGGUGGGUCCUCCACAAGGUGGUUAUGCCGGGGUUAAUCCUUUAUGCCCUAGGUGUAAUCGUCACCACCGAACCAUCUUAAGAUGUGAUGUGUGUUUCCAAUGCAACCAACCAGGUCAUACUUCAAAGUUUUGUCCAAAUAACCGCCGAAAUGCUCCUUUGAAUGUUGCCCCUCUUAAUGUGAGACGUCCCCCAAUGGCUCCGGGUGCAUGUUAUGAAUGUGUUCAAGUGACCGUGCAUCCUAAUCAACUCCAAAUUGCCGGUCCAAAUCAAAACCGGGGAAAUCAAGCCCAACAACAUCAAGCUCAACAACAACAACAACUCGCUCCCCGUGGAUUAGCUUUUGCCGUGAAUGCGGCCGAGGCUCGUGUUGAUCCAAACGUCGUGGCAGGUACUUUCCUUCUCAACAAUCAAUAUGCCACCGUAUUAUUUGACUCGGGUGCCGAUUUUAGUCUUGUCUCCAAUGAUUUUAUACCGUUGAUUGAUGCUAGCCUUAGUCCAUUGUCUUAUUAUUUUGAACUUGAAAUGGUGAAUGGCGGGUUAACUAAAAUUGAUCAAGUUUUUCGUAAUUGUACUUUAGAAUUGUGUGACCACCCAUUCUUGAUAGACUUGGUUCCCUUCGACGUUGGUAGUUUUGAUGUAAUUGUGGGGAUGGAUUGGAUGUCGGCGAUGAAUGCGGUUAUAGAUUGUGGUAGCCGGGUAGUGAGAAUUCCAUUAGAAGAUGGGGAAGAGUUAGUAGUUCAAGGCGAGACAACCGAACCAUGGGAAGGAAAGAUCUAUAAUGUUAACGUCACAAAAGUUGAGUUGAAGGCCGUACCCGUGGUAAAUAGAUUCUUGGAUGUAUUCCCGGAUGACCUACCGGGUUUGCCUCCAUCUCGUGAACUUGAUUUCCGUAUUGAUCUCAUUCCAAAUGCUUCUCCCGUAGCCAAAGCCCCUUACCGCUUAGCCCUCACCGAAAUGCAAGAGUUGGCCGCCCAACUCAAAGAACUUCAAGAAAAGGGUUUUAUCUGCCCUAGCCAUUCACCGUGGGGUGCACCGGUCUUAUUUGUCAAAAAGAAAGACGGUUUUUCCAUUGAUUUGCGGUCGGGUUACCACCAACUACGUGUCCAUGAAGAUGAUAUUCCCAAGACGGCCUUUCGUACCCGUUAUUGGCACUUUGAAUUCACGGUUAUGCCCUUUGGGUCGACAAAUGCACCGGCGGUGUUCAUGGAUUUGAUGAACCGGGUGUGUAAGUCCUACUUGGAUCAAUUUGUCAUUGUCUUCAUUGAUGAUAUCUUCAUUUAUUCCAAAUCUAAAGAAGAUCACGCUGAGCAUUUGAAGCUAGUCUUGGAACUACUCCGGAAAGAAAAAUUGUAUGCCAGGUUCUCCAAAUGUGAAUUUUGGCUCGAAGAGGUCCACUUUCUUGGUCAUGUGGUGAGCAAAGAAGGAAUCCAUGUGGACCCAAGUAAAGUUGAAGCGGUGAGAAAUUGGAGACGACCCGAGAUGCCAACCGAGAUUCGCCAAUUUCUUGGGUUAGCGGGUUAUUAUAGACGAUUCAUUGAAAAUUUUUCUAAGAUUGCUCAACCCUUAACCUUAUUGACUCAACGUGAAAGAAGAUUUGAUUGGGGCGAAAAACAAGAACAAGCAUUCCAAUUGUUGAAGGACAAGUUGUGUGAUGCGCCCAUUUUAAGCUUGCCCGAUGGAGCCGAUGAUUUUGUUGUUUAUUGCGAUGCAUCUGGGCAAGGAUUGGGUUGUGUCUUAAUGCAACGGGGUAAAGUAAUUGCUUAUGCAUCUAGGCAAUUGAAGGUGCAUGAGAAGAAUUACCCGACACAUGACUUGGAGUUGGGAGCGGUUGUAUUUGCUUUGAAAUGUUGGAGGCAUUACUUGUAUGGCACUAAAAGUGUGAUAUAUACCGAUUACAAAAGCCUUCAACACAUUUUUGAUCAAAGUGAAUUGAAUAUGAAGCAAAGAAGAUGGCUUGAACUUUUUAGUGAUUAUGAUUGUGUUAUUCGGUAUCACCCGGGUAAGGCAAAUGUCGUAGCCGAUGCCUUGAGUCGGAAAGAACGGAUAAAGCCAAAACGAGUUAGAGCCAUGAGCCUCACCGUGAUAAGGAGUGUUCGUGACUCCAUCAUUGAAGCACAAAGGGUGGCAACUAGGCCGGAAAACUUCAUCAACGAAGCAUUGCACGACUUAGAAGAACAAUUUGAUAGAAAAGAUGAUGAUGGGUUAUACUUUGUUGAACGGUUGUGGAUACCCAUUCUUGGCGGGUGGCGGUUAAAAUUGAUGAAUGAAGCUCAUAAGUCGGCCUACUCGGUUCAUCCGGGUUCUGACAAAAUGUAUUUUGGCUUAAGAGACUUGUAUUGGUGGCCGGGAAUGAAGAAAGACAUUGCUAGAUAUGUUAAUGAAUGCCUCACUUGCUUACAAGUGAAAGCCGACCACAAUAAGCCGCCCGGUUUGCUAGUUCAACUGGCAACACCGAAGUGGAAAUGGGAAGAAAUCGCCAUGGACUUCAUCACGAAGUUACCUAGAACGAGUCGUGGUCGGGACACUAUUUGGGUGAUAGUUGACCGAUUGACUAAGUCGGCUCACUUCUUAGCCAUUCGGGAAGGUGAUAAGUUUGACACCAUGGCACGUUUGUACAUCAAAGAGGUGGUAUCUAAACAUGGAGUGCCGAUUUCCAUCAUAUCCGAUCGGGAUGCCUGA